This is a messenger RNA of Rotaria socialis, 1110 nucleotides long. Lineage: Eukaryota; Metazoa; Rotifera; Eurotatoria; Philodinida; Philodinidae. The record is from the annotation of a GenBank genome assembly.
AUGGUUUUUAUUCAACCAUUUAUCAAUUAUCGAACAUUAUAUUUUUCUCAAUCAGAUCGUAUAACUGCUUUGCACACAAUAUUCAUGGCUCGGAUUUGGGCGCUAUCUCUAUUUCAACCACCAUCAGUUUUAAGUCGCGCAUCUCAGGCAUUGAUAGAAAUUAUGAGACUUCAUGAUCCUCCACUGUUUUUGAGUUCUUCACCAGAUAGAACUCAAUUAAUAGAAUAUCGUUCAAUAGCUAAAAAAAUAUUUAAGACUCUAUAUCCACAACGUAAUAAGCAAACAUGUAAAAUUGAACCAAUUGUAUAUGAAUACAAUAAUCGACAAGUAAAUGCAUAUUCAAUCAAAGAGGGUGAUAUGAACGAUUGGACUGAUAGAAGUCAAGAUGUUCUUCUUUAUAUACAUGGCGGCGGUUUUGUGUCGGGUGAUAUUGAUACUUAUGCGGGUUAUGAAUGUUACCUCUCGAAAGAGUAUCAUAUGCCAGUAAUUCAUAUUGAACAUCGACUUUCUCCCGAAAGCACUCUACUUUCGUCUAUUGAUGAGGUAGUUACUGUUUAUAUGUCUAUGUUAGAAUUUGAUCGGAAUAUUACUCAACGAAUGGUUGGUAUGGGUGAUUCAUCAGGCGGCUUAAUGUGGCUGCGUCUUAUUCAAAUUAUGGUUGAGGAACAACAGCCUGUUCCUCUGGGUCUUGUGUUACUGUCACCAUGGGUCGAUUUAAGUUUUAUGGAUACCGAACGGGAUAGUGAUACACGAGAAAAUCGUGUUUUAUUUUCACUUCAAUUAGCACUUAACUUGAGAAAACAAAUAUUUAACAUUGAUGAAAAUCUUAAAGGUCCCGCCUAUUUUGGAAAAUUUACUCAACAAUUGAAUGAAGUAAAUCCAAUCGAACAUUCCUUUCAAGGUUUUCCUCCACUUUAUGUAAGCGUAGGAACCGGAGAGCUAUUUUAUUGUGAUGCUCUAAUGUUAGAACAAAAAAUACUUGAGAGUAAUAGUGAAAUUAUAUUAGAUAAAGGCUAUGGUCUAAUGCAUACGUAUCCAAUGUAUCAUAGAUGGUUGCCAGAAGCUGCGUGUGUUCAAAACAAAAUACGAACAUUUAUCGAUAAAUUGUAA